Molecule: messenger RNA, 1256 nt
Organism: Gekko japonicus
Lineage: Eukaryota; Metazoa; Chordata; Lepidosauria; Squamata; Gekkonidae
Product: caM kinase-like vesicle-associated protein
Exons: 10
Coding region: 1-1146 (381 amino acids)
Biological process (GO): peptidyl-serine phosphorylation
Cellular component (GO): intracellular anatomical structure
Molecular function (GO): calcium/calmodulin-dependent protein kinase activity; ATP binding; calmodulin binding
Source: RefSeq, a predicted model, not a curated record
AUGCCGUUUGGCUGCAUCGGUCUGCGAGAUGAAAAGAACUAUAACAGCCUGUCUGACAUCACCGAGAAGUAUGAGAUCGGGCAGCUGCUGCGGGCGAAGGAGUUCUGUGAGAUCUGCGUGGCCCGCGAACGCCAGACAGAUAGACUGUACAUCUGCAAGAAGUUCUUUAAGAAGGAUGGGCGCAAGGUGCGACGGGCGGCUAAGAAUGAAAUCCUCAUCCUGAAGAUGGUGAGUCACCCCAAUAUCUUACAGCUGAUUGACACGUUUGAGACGCGGAAAGAAUUCUACAUCAUCCAAGAACUUGCUACUGGCGGCGACGUCUUUGACUGGAUCCUAGACCAGGGCUACUACACGGAAAAGGACGCUAGCAACGUCAUCCGGCAGGUGCUGGAAGCAUUGGCCUACUUGCACAACCUCCACAUCGUCCACCGCAACCUUAAGUUGGAGAACCUCAUGUACUACAACCAGAACAACCGUUCCAAGGUGGUGUUGCGGGAUUUUUAUCUCUCACGCUUUGAGAAUGGGGCCAUCACAGAGCCAUGUGGGACUCCCGAAUACUUGGCGCCUGAGGUGGUUGCCCGGCAACGUUAUGGACGUCCUGUGGACUGCUGGGCUGUGGGGGUUAUUAUGUUCAUUCUCCUAUCCGGGAACCCCCCCUUCUACGACGACACAGACGACGAGAACAGCGACAGCCACAACCGGCGCAUAUUCCGCAAGAUUCUGGCUGGGGAAUAUGACUUCGACUCCCCCUAUUGGGACGACAUCUCUACCGCUGCCAAAAAGCUGGUAUCACGGCUCAUGGAAGUUGACCAGGACCAGCGAAUCACAGCCCAGGAGGCACUGGGGCACAUUUGGAUAUCGGGCAACAUCGCCUCCGAAAAGAACCUCAAGGAAGGGGUCUGCGCACAGAUCGAAAAGAACUUUGCCAAGGCCAAGUGGAGGAAAGCCAUCCGUGUUACGACUUUCAUGCAACGCCUCCGGGCUUCGGACGUCGGUGGCCGCCUCCCCGUCACCCCCCGGUCCUCCAUGAGCGUUGCCCAUGAGGUCACCAUCGAGGCACCCAGACUGGGCGAACAUCUGGAGGCUCCGUGCCCGCUGGAGGAGCAAAACAACAAGACAGAGGGCGCUACAGAGAAGAGGGAAUAAUGGCUACCGCCUUCCCCACCCCACACCCCGGGAGACUUCUUGGCUGAAUCCACCCACACGUGUACCCUUCUCUUCUCCCCUUGGAGGGGGAGGGGGCUCUGCGGGACAGC